Molecule: messenger RNA, 2337 nt
Organism: Andrographis paniculata
Lineage: Eukaryota; Viridiplantae; Streptophyta; Magnoliopsida; Lamiales; Acanthaceae
Product: 9-cis-epoxycarotenoid dioxygenase NCED2, chloroplastic-like
Exons: 1
Coding region: 62-1819 (585 amino acids)
Biological process (GO): carotene catabolic process
Cellular component (GO): chloroplast stroma
Molecular function (GO): carotenoid dioxygenase activity
Source: RefSeq, a predicted model, not a curated record
UUUUCUUGCACUAACAACUUCCUCCCUCUCUCUCUCUCUCUUGAAUAUUUUCUUCUUCUUUAUGGCGUUUUCUAUUGCAAAAUCUUGUAAUGGAUCAUGGAGUGGAGCCCAUUUGAAACCAACGUAUUGUGAUUUGGGCUUUUCAUCAAAAUCCAUUUCAGUGAAAAAACACUCUACAAAAGGAAAGGCGACACUACAAUGCGCUGUACACGCUCCUUCAAUCUUUACAUUCCCUUCCGUCACACCAAUCGACCAGACGCCACCGCCGGCGCCGCAAUGGAACAUAAUCCAACGAGCGGCUGCCAAAGCGUUAGACACAGUGGAAAGCGCGUUAAUCUUACGCGACAGCCAACACGCGCUCCCGAAAACGGCCGACCCCGGCGUCCAGAUUUCCGGCAACUUCGCUCCGGUGCCGGAGCAGCCCGUGCGGCAUAAUCUCGACGUCGCCGGAAAAAUCCCCGACUGUAUUAACGGAGUUUAUGUUAGAAACGGUGCCAAUCCGUUGCACCAGCCCCUCGCCGGACACCACCUGUUCGACGGCGAUGGGAUGAUCCACUCCGUCACGUUCGGCGCCGGAAACUCCGUCAGCUACGCCUGCCGGUUCACGGAGACACAGAGGCUUGUCCAAGAGCGCCGGCUCGGCCGGCCGGUUUUCCCGAAAGCCAUCGGAGAACUCCACGGGCAUUCCGGCAUAGCCCGGCUGCUGCUGUUCUACGCCCGAGGACUUUUCCGAUUGGUCGAUCAUAGCCAAGGGACCGGAGUGGCGAACGCCGGACUGGUUUAUUUCAACCGGCGGCUGCUGGCAAUGUCUGAAGACGAUCUUCCUUAUCAUGUCCGAAUAAGUCCGGCGGGAGACCUGGAAACGAUCGGAAGGUACGAUUUUGGAGCUCAAUUGAAAAGCACGAUGAUCGCUCACCCAAAAAUCGAUCCGGUUUCGAAGGAGAUGUUUGCUUUAAGCUACGACGUCGUUCAGAAGCCAUAUCUUAGGUAUUUUAGAUUCUCGGCGGAGGGCGAGAAAUCGCCGGACGUUGAAAUUCCGGUGGAGGUUCCGACCAUGAUGCACGACUUCGCUAUCACGGAGAAUUUCGUUGUGAUCCCCGAUCAGCAAGUGGUGUUCAAGCUCCAGGAAAUGGUCGCCGGAGGAUCGCCGGUGAUUUACGACAAGGAGAAGAAAUCGAGAUUCGGAAUCCUUCCGAAGAACGCGACAAAUGGCGGAGACAUUGUCUGGAUCGAGUGCGCCGACACUUUUUGCUUCCACUUAUGGAACGCUUGGGAAGAAACGGACACCGACGAGGUGGUCGUGAUCGGCUCCUGCAUGACUCCGGCGGACUCAAUUUUCAACGAAAGCGACGAGACCUUGAAGAGCGUCCUGUCUGAAAUCCGGCUCAAUUUGAAAACCGGCGAGUCGAGACGGCGGCCGGUGAUCUCCGAGCCGAUCAAUUUGGAAGCCGGGAUGGUGAACCGGAACAGGCUCGGCCGGAAAACCCGGUUCGCGUAUCUUGCGAUCGCGGAGCCGUGGCCGAGGGUUUCGGGAUUCGCGAAAGUCGACCUGUCGACCGGAAAAGUGGAGAAGUUCAUUUACGGCGACCGGAGAUACGGCGGCGAACCGUUUUUCGUGCCGAGCGAAUCGGCGGAAGAUGAUGGGUACAUCAUUGCGUUUGUGCACGACGAGGAAUCGUGGAAAUCGGAGGUGCAGAUUGUGAAUGCCGGAAAUUUGGAGCUGGAAGCGACGGUGAAACUUCCGGCGAGAGUGCCGUAUGGAUUCCAUGGGACAUUCGUGAGCUCCGAGGAAUUGGAAAAUCAGGCAUCUCGAUCAUGACGAAUAUACAUAUAGAUAUAUGUAUGUAUAUAUAUCGUAGUAGAUUGGUUCGUCUGAGGGAUUUUGAAUCUAGGGCAUCGCCGUCGUCCCCGGCGUUCCUCUCCGAUCUUGAUUUUCUGUUGUUUUUUUUUUUUUUGAAUUAUUGCAUAUGAAUGGCAUUCUGUGUGUUUCUCUUUCAUGGUGGAGCCAAGCUUGAAGCUUUUUAGGCGUGUGUAGAUAUUUUAGUAAUGGAGCUCAGCUGGUUUCUGUUUGUAUUUUUGUUCGUGCCAUUGUAAUGGUUAGUUCGUGCUGUCCUAUUUUCUCGGAGACGAUGGAGUCUGGUGCUGGGGUCCCGGGACUGCUUGAUUCUCUCAUGAGGUGAAGGAAUAUGUUUUUUGGGGACUAAUUAAGCAUUGUUAUGCUGAAUUUAUUACUGCAGUUGGUGAUUAACGUUGCUGGUAAGAGAGUCAAAAUCUGCUUUCCAUUGAAAAAUAAAUAAAUAUGUAACAACUAUAAAUAAAUAAUGGAGUAGUAGUAAU